Australozyma saopauloensis is the source of this 2967-nucleotide messenger RNA. RefSeq names its product Kap120p (gene KAP120). NCBI's taxonomy places the organism in Eukaryota, Fungi, Ascomycota, Pichiomycetes, Serinales, Metschnikowiaceae. Gene Ontology annotation, biological process: protein import into nucleus. Gene Ontology annotation, molecular function: small GTPase binding. The transcript has a single exon. Gene Ontology annotation, cellular component: nuclear envelope; cytosol. The record is from RefSeq and is a predicted model, not a curated record. Bases 1 to 2967 code for a protein of 988 amino acids.
AUGUCACUAACGUUCGACUCCCUUCUCGGGGUCUUGAAUAUAGUGGACGGUCCAGAGAGAAGCCAAUUGCAACAAGACGCUGAAAAACAACUCAAGGCCUGGGAAACGGAGCGUGGUUUCCACUACCUUCUCCAGGAUAUCUACAUCAAGGAAGAAAUCCCCCUUCGAACCAGAUGGAUGGCCAUUAUAUGUUUCAAAAACGGCAUUGAGAAAUACUGGCGCUCGUCUCGAGUAAAUGCCAUCAGCAAAGAGGAGAAGGCUCAGAUCCGGGCCCGCUUGUUCUACGUCAUCGAAGACAAGAACAACCAAUUGACCAUCCAGAACGCCCACGCUAUCGCGCGCAUUGUUCGCUUUGAUUUUCCUAGCGAGUGGCCAAACUUAUUUGACGAAAUCACCAAGAGUUUGGAGGAUUAUGUAUUUGUAAAGGGCAAUUUGGUUGCAACCAACAACCUCUUGAUAAUUCUCAAUCAGAUCAUCAAACAUGUAUCGAUGGUCAGAAUUGGAAGAGCACGCCAGGCCCUCCAAAGCAAAGCACCGAUAGUGUUACCCGUAUUGGUGAAGCUGUAUCUGAAAUUCUAUCAAAUGUGGAGCUCGUCGCUAGAUAUGACCCUCCUGGAAAUCUGCUAUUUGUGCUUGAAGAAUCUUCGUCGACUCAUUCCGGAGGGGUUUGAGCAGCCACACAAGAGUCAAGACAUUGUAGAGUUUAUGAAGUUAUCUAUUACACACUUAAGAGACUUGGUAACCCAGCACGAGAAGUAUGCUUCAGACAUGAUGGAGAAGUUCAUCAAAUGCUACAGCAAACUUUAUGUCAGCUUGAUUGAUAGCAAACAGACCAGUUUCACUCUCAUGCCAUGUUCUCAAGAAAUUAUAUCCACAUUCAUGGCUCUUUUGCAAACAAAAGCAGAGGCUGUGUAUAACAGCUCGGAGGAUAAUGAUUUCUGGGAAGUUUUGGCCGUAAAGGGAUUUCUCAUCAUGAAAAGAAUGGUUGCGUACAUCUUUAAAGGUGGCGCCAUCACUUUGAAAGACCGUGGAGAUAAAGACGAGGUAAGAAACGCAAUCAAUCUAUUAAAAACCCAACUUUUCACGCCCCAGGUCAUUAUCGAGCUUUGCGACUUGAUUAUCAACUGGUACUUACGCUUGAAACCAUCUGACCUAGAGGGUUGGCUCCUAGAACCAGAGGAGUGGACAAAUGAGGAACUCAGCUCCAGCUGGGAAUAUCAAGUUAGACCUUGUGCAGAGAACUUCUUUCAAGAUCUCAUCAAAUACUUCAAAGAUGACCUCUCUGAGUUCAUUCUCAACAGAAUCUCGACAGGUCUCUCUAACAACGACAGCAUAGACAAGAUCCUUAUCAAAGACUCUACAUUUUGCAUCUUUCAACUUUCGGCUCACUCUAUCGCUGACAAGGUCAAUUUCAAUCAGCUCCUCAACCAAAUUUUUAUCCCAGAAGGUUUAAGAAAUGAUAUGGUUGAAAACAAAAUUAUCAAAAGAAGAAUGUGCUUGAUUAUUAGUACUUGGAUCGAUAUUGACUGCUCAAGAGAGAGUAGGGUGGAGAUCUACAAGCUAUUCAUUGACUUUUUGAACCCAGAAAACAGAAUAAAUGACAAGGUUGUCAAGUUGACUGCUGUUCAAAGUCUACGAAACGUGGUAAACGAUUGGAAUUUUGUCAAGGAAGACUUCCAGCCGUUCUUGCCUCAAUUUGUUAACUUAUCUAUUGCCAUGUUAAAGGACAUGUCUUUCACCGAAUCCAAAUUGUACAUUCUUGACACUCUUGCAACUUUGAUUGAAAGAUGUAACCCAUUGGUUGAUCAGGCAACCUUGAUGAGCAUUCUUCAAAUAGUCCCUGAGUAUUGGGACAAAUCGAAUGAACACGGAAGCGAGGACUCCAUAUUAAAAACAUCCUUACUUCGGGUGUUAAGAAACUUGGUGGUGGCCCUUAACAUUAAUUCAGCGGAGACACAUUUCAUCACGAUACCACUCAUAAGAUCAUGCUGUACAAAAUCAUCAGAGAACUAUCUCUUGGCAGAGGAUGGGUACGAUUUGUGGCUUGCAACACUCCAAUAUUACCCUACAAACUUACCAUUGAAGCCAGAGCUACUCGAAUUCUUCGACCUCAUCCAACCAGCUCUCAUGGACUCUACAGAGAUUCUCACAACCAUCAUAUCCAUUGUGAGAUCCUACGCAUUGCUUGUACCAGAAGCUUUCCAGUCGCCUUAUCGCCGUGAGACAUUCCAAGUGCUUUCAGGCUACUUGCCAGCUAUGAGAGAUGACGCUUUCGAAGCUUUUAUUUCAUUGAUGGAUAUAUUAUUGCUUCUGCAGAGCACAAAUUCCCAGUUCAUCACCAAUCUUGUUGACAGUGGCUUGAUGCAUGCUAUGGCAAACUAUGUGUUGGACGAAAACCAUAGUAUCGUCUUGGCCAAUAAGGUCCUACUUGUAAUAUCACGUCUCGCGACAAGAAACCCAGAGAUGUUGUGUUCGAUGCUCGACCAUUUGUCGGUGAAUGUUCAUGACUUCUUGGAGAAAUGGGUGUCUUACUACAAGAACAAUGGCAGCCCAAGAAACAAGAAGGUCAACCUAUUAGCGCUUGUCUCUUUGAUGAAUUACGGAGCCGCAAAAGACUUGUACGGGAUGCAACUGCUUGUUGGAGAGAUCUUUAGAAGAAGUUUCUUGUUCUUGGAGGAGGUCAACGAGACUGACACCGGCAAUUGUCCAGCUUACGAAUCAGAUUACAUUUACACAGACAUCGAUAAUUACGCAUACUCCGAUCCCGAUAUAGCACCACAUGGCGAAAAACUUCGGUACCUGGUGCUACUCGAGAGUCAGGACCCAGUCUUGUCCACCAACUUGGAGAGUCUUCUCAAGGUCGAAGUGGCCAAUAUGCGGCAAGCCAUGGGCGACGCUGGAUUCAGCGCCAUGAUUUCUCGCUGUGAUCAGUACACCUGUGAGAAGAUGCAACUACUUCUUCAAUAA